Mytilus trossulus (common blue mussel) is the source of this 1017-nucleotide messenger RNA. RefSeq lists its product as uncharacterized. The record is from RefSeq and is a predicted model, not a curated record. NCBI's taxonomy places the organism in Eukaryota, Metazoa, Mollusca, Bivalvia, Mytilida, Mytilidae. The transcript has 4 exons. Bases 283 to 909 code for a protein of 208 amino acids.
UGCAGUUCAAUUAUAACAAUAUUAAGAUUACCUAAUAUCAAAACGAAAUAGUUUUAAAUUCUGGUGCUAUGAUUCUUUAAAGUUUGGAAAAUAAUAUCUAAGGAUGUUCUGUUUGUUUUGGGAUGGUUGUGUUCCAGUUCAAAAGUGUCCGGACAUGCUUUAGAUGGAAUAUGGAUACAAAGUUUGAUUAUAGGAGAUAAAUCAAGUUGGAAUACUCCAGAUAUAUAUAACUAUUACACUAGCGUGUCAACCUACCAGAUAUACCCUGCCCAAACUCAAUCAAUGAAGUUCUCAGUAAAAACGUGUCAUCAUGCGAAUCUCAUCUUAUCUGCUGCAGUAGAUCUUCAGUCUUCUGACUUAUAUGAAAUAAGUAUUGGGGACGCAGGAAACAACCGAACCAAGCUACACAAAAAGGACACAAGUAUUAGUAUAUUUAUUCAUACUCCAGGAAUAGUAAGUUGCACAGAACAAAUAACUUUCGUAAUCAGUUGGAAAUUGAAUGGUAACAUAUUGCUGAUAAAAGAAACACAAAAUGGAACAGAAAUCAUAUUUGAUUGGACAGACCCGUCACCAUUUGUUAUAAAAGGGGUUGGAAUCGCAACUGCAUGGGGAUCAGAUGGAUUGUGGGUAAUUGAACACACAGCUGUGUUUACUGGGCAUUACUGUUUUGUACCUGGAACAUACGGUUUUAUGACGUUACUAUCCACAACAAUAGAACGAAGUGACAUUGGUUGCCUUUCUCAAUGUUCACCAAAUGAUAACUGUUUAGGAGUUAACUUCAAUUCAGACACUUAUGAAUGCCAGAUCAUUUCUGCUGCACAGCCAAUUAUAAAGGGUAUUCUAGAGGAUUGGGUAUUGUAUACAAAAUGUUUACAAGGGGACAUGAUGUGUUUGGUUUGUCUUGAAUAGUUCAAAAUACUAGCAGUGAACGUUUACAUUGUUUUAAUAUUGUAUAAUAAAUGAAAAAAAUAAUUCUAUGCAUCCAAAGCAUAAUUUGUAAUAUUCUGAUAUUUAAUU